GAGGGGAGAGGGAGGAGCCGCCGCCGGUGGGAGGGAGCGCGGAGAGCCGUGUCACCGAACGCGUGAGGCGGGGGCCGGCGAACGGGCGGGCGGGGGGCGGGAGGGGGGGGGGGCGGCGGAGGAUGGCGGAGCCGCGCCGGGUGCCGUUCAUUAGCCUGUCACCCGUGAGGCGCCGCGAGGGCGAGAGCCCGGCGCUGGAGCGGGAGGCGCCGGGCCGCGAGCCGGAGCCGGGCCGCGAGGUGCCGCCGUUGGAGCCGCCGCACGAGCUCUGCCGGCCGGAGCCGCCGCCGCCGCCCCGCGAGACCGGCCGGCCCGAGCAGCAGCCGCCGCCGCAGCGGGAGCCCCCCCGGCCCGAGCCGCCGCCGCUGCCGCCGCCGCAGCAGCUACCGCCGCCGCCACCACCGCCGCCGCCGCGCCAGGGCAGCCGGCAGGAGCCGCCGCCGCCGCAGGAGGCGCUCCCGCUCCGCCAGACGGUCCGCCUGGAGGUGGUGCUGAAGGACCCCACCGAGGAGGGCUGCGUGGAGUUCAGCUACCCGGAGCUGCUGCUGUGCGGGGACUCGCGGAAGAAAUCGGUUCAUCCGGAAGAUCCAUUUAGUGAUGAACAACGUGAGCGGCAUGAAGUAGAAAUGCUAGCCAAGAAGUUCGAGGCAAAAUAUGGUGGAAAGCCCCACAAACAUCGGAAGGACCGCCUGCAGGAUCUAAUUGAUAUAGGUUAUGGUUAUGAUGAAACGGACCCUUUCAUUGACAAUUCUGAAGCGUAUGAUGAAUUGGUUCCCGCAUCCCUGACAACCAAAUAUGGAGGGUUUUAUAUCAACACUGGUACACUGCAGUUCCGCCAGGCAUCUGACUCAGAGGAUGAAGACUUUGCAGAAGACAAAAAGCAUAGGCCGCCUAAAAUAGCAAAGUUAAAAGAAAAUGAAGAUCGUGGAAUGAAGAAGCGCAAGCGGAAAGAUGAAGGGACGGAAAAGGAGAAGAAGCCUCGGAAAAUGAAAGUUCCUAAGCAGUUGGGAGUAAUGGCCUUAAAUUCACACAAGUCUGAAAAGAAGAAAAAGAAAUUGUAUAAAGACUCGCUCUCUCUGGCUGCCAUGAUCCGUAAAUUUCAAAAGGAGAAGGAAGCCAUGAGGAAGAAGGAAUCUAGUCCAAAACCUCCAGUGACUGUUGCAACCUCUACCCCUAGUAAAAUUCCUUCUUCCUCUCUCAGUGCAGGAAAUGAUAUCUCUGACUUGAAUCUUAGGAUCAAUGAUCCUGUCCUCUCCAUUUUUGGUAGCACAAAUGAACCUGAGCUCCUGCCAGAAGCUGAAAGUACCCUGGAGAUGCUGGGAGACAUUGACUUUGACAAGUUGCUUGAUGGCACUUCUGAUGGCAGCCCAGUAUCUGAGCUGUCAGGAGAAAACGGAAAUGUCACUCAGGCAGCCUACACCUCUCAGGUCAUGACACCCAAGCAGGUGCCUGCCCUCCCAGAAGGUCUGCCUAUGCUACUUGAAAAGCGCAUUGGAGACCUUCGAACAGCCGCCAAGAUGUUUGAUGAAGAAGGCAGGAAGAAGUUUUUCACGCAAGACAUGAAUAAUAUUCUGCUGGAUAUCGAGCUACAGUUGCAGGAGAUAAAUCCUGCCAUCCGCAAUGGAGUGUACUCUCACCUUGAGGCUUUUGUGCCAUGCAAUAAGGACACACUGAUAAAGCGUCUGAAGAAGUUACAUCUCAAUGUCCAGGAUGACCGCUUGAGAGAACCACUGCAAAAGCUGAAACUGGCUGUCAGUAACGUCAUGCCUGAACAGUUAUGCAAGUAUCAAGAGGACUGUCAGGCCCGCAGUCAAGCCAAGAAUGCCAAAUUGCAAGCGGAAGAUGAACGAGAGAAAAAUGGAUCAGAGGAAGAUGAUGAUGAGAAACCUGGAAAGAGGGUUGUGGGACCCAGAAAGAAGUUUCAUUGGGAUGACACAGUGAGGUCUCUGUUGUGUAAUCUUGUGAAGAUCAAGCUGGGAUGCUAUGAGCUAGAGCCAAAUAGAAGUCAGUCUGCUGAAGAUUACCUCAAAACCUUUAUGGAAACAGAAGUGAAACCACUUUGGCCUAAAGGCUGGAUGCAGGCAAGGAUGCUUUUUAAAGAAAGCCGAAGUGUUCACAAUCACCUCACUUCUGCUCCGGCAAAGAAGAAGGUGAUUCUAGCCCCUAAACCCAAAGUGAAGGACUCCAGUCCAAAGAAAGAACAGAAAACCUGUAUGUCUUCAGUCAAUUCAAGUUGUGCUACUGUACUGAGUUCCAGCACACCUGUCUGCACCCCAGCCAGCUCUAGCUGCACACCAGCUCCAGAGACGAUCUGUUUGGACGACUCGCUGGAUGAAGACCUUUCUUUCCACCCACCCUCACUGGACUCUAUUUCUGAUGCUCUGGCAGUUAUUAAUAAUGGUGCCAAGGGAUCACCUCUUGGGUCCACCAUAGACACGCCAACAUCCAGACCUCGCCCUGGGCUGAGGGAAGAGAAACUAGCAAGCAUUAUGAGUAAGUUGCCCCUGGCAACUUCAAAGAAAGUAGAGCCCACUCAAACACCCCAUUCAUCAAGUCUUAUUGCUGGUCACACAGGGCCAGUACCAAAGAAACCCCAGGACCUAGUUCACACUGGUAUCUCUUCAGGCCUUAUUGCUGGAUCUUCAAUUCAAAAUCCUAAGGUUUCCUUAGAGCCUUUGCCAGCCAAACUACUUCAGCAAGGACUACAGAGGUCAAGCCAGAUCCAAGCUGCUUCCUCCUCUUCGCAGACUCAUGUUUCUUCCUCUAAGACCCCAGCAGCUAUUUCCACCUCCUCUCAAAGAACCAAGGAUGCUAAUAUCUUGGCAUCAUCUUCUGAGGCUCAAGGUGGUUCUUCCUCCACAUCACAAGUGACAAAGGUGCACCAGCAUUCAGCUGUACAGCAGAAAUAUGUAUCUCCUUUACAAGCAACUAUUAGUAAAUCACAGACCAAUCCAGUGGUGAAAUUGAGCAGUAAUCCCAAACUGUCUUGCUCAUCGCCAGUCAUCAAGGCUCAAGAGAAGUCUGUAGUAUAUCGACUGCCUUUGUCUAAUCCCUCAUCUGGAAGUGGCUCUCAAGUGUCUCACCCACUGGUUUCUCGGACAACAUCCAGCACCUCUACCUCUAGUAACUAUUUAGCCAAGGCUAUGGUGUCACAAGUUUCUUCCCAGGGUUUCAAGCCUCCCUUCUCCAUGGCUGCCUCUCCCAAACCUGCUGCCUCUCCCAAGCCCACUGCAUCUAAGCCCUCUGUGACACCCAAGCCCAAUGCAUCACCUAAAUUUUCAUCCAAGUCCACCUCAUCCCCCAGGCCUGCAACAACACCCAGUUCUUCCAGUUCAAGUGCACUAGUUUCCCAGAGUAGUCACUCCAGCAACAACCCCCUUCAUAAACAGACCAGUGGUGUAAAUAUCAGCAGGCAGUCUCCCACAAUGAAUUUGCUGCCCUCUAAUCGCACCUCAGGCCUUCAGCCUGCAAAGAACCCUCAGGCUUCUUCAAAAUUGCCCAACUCUUCUCCUUCUGGAACUGUUGGUAAAAAUAAUUUGGGUGGAGUUGGAAUGAAUGUACCUGCCAGCAGAGGCAGUAACCUUAACUCAAGUGGAGCUAGUAGGACUAGUCUGUCUGGGGGAGCAGGAAGUGGAACACAGGGUGCUACUAAACAAUUGUCAACUCCACACAGACCAUCUUCUGCCUCAGGGUCUCCAGUUGUAGCAGCCAGUGUGCAGUCAACAGCAGGAGCAUCAUUACUGGCUAACGCCUCACCUCUGACUCUCAUGGCAUCACCCCUGUCUGUAACCAGUCAGAACGUGACAUCUGCACCAUUAACUCCUUUUGGGAUGCUGGGUGGCCUUGUUCCUGUGACCGUGCCCUUCCAGUUUCCCUUGGAGCUGCUUGGCUUUGGGACGGACACAGCUGGAGUGACAACCACCUCGGGAUCUACCUCAGCGGCUUUCCACCACAGCCUAACUCAGAACUUACUGAAGGGUUUACAGCCAGGUGCUCAGCACGCAGCAACGCUGUCUCACUCACCUCUGCCUGCUCACUUGCAGCAAGCUUAUACAGAUGGAGGCCAAAGUAAAGGGGACACUAAGUUACAGCGGAAAAACCAGUGACUUCUGGACAAGCAAGGGAGCUGAAGCAGUUCUGGUUGGCUGACAGAAUCUGCCCAGUUGGGAAAGUGCUUAUUGUCACAGGGCUGCUGUUUCUGUCGAUGUUUACAUAUUCUGAUCCCAAGCACUGUGGUGAGAGGAAGAAGAAAAAGAAAACAAUACUUGAUCAAAGAGAGAAGGAAAAGGAGGACUGGUCCUCCUGGUCAUAGUUUGAUCUUGCCUAAAGAAACAAGCUUUUUUUAUCUGCUCUGAUUGGCUUUUAAAAGAAAUUGAUCGUCAAACCCACAGCAGCACAAACAUUUAAUUUCUCUGUGAUCUCCAAUGAAGAGUUGAAAGUGUGAGACAAGCUAGAAUAGGUUUCUCCAUCCACUGUGUAAGGUGGAAUCAUCCACUUCAUUAGUGCCCAAAGUGCCCAGUAUAAGAUUCUGUGUAGGUCCUGAGUGUACUUUAUGGUUGUGGACCAAAGCUUAUGUUAGAGUAGAGGUGGUGCUGGGAUACUUUGUUAUAAUUAAACCCUUACACAAUGAGUUCCUGAUACGGGCAUUUUCCAGCUUUACAAGGCUGUUUGGCUUUAGGGAGCCUACAGAUGUAUGCAGUCUCAUUAGAGAGUUGUCUUCAAAAACAGAUCUCCUAGUAUAUUGAGAUGUGAGACACAGACUACUGGGAAAUCCCUUGCUCCUUGUUUGUUUUCUUUUUAAUAUAAAGAUUCUUACUUAAGGGAGGAAGGGGAUGGAAAUUUUUCCAUUUACGUGAAAAGGAAACCCACGUUUUAUUGGUCAGACUAGCAUUUCUUCCCACAUUUUUUUUAAAGGCACACUGUUUUUUCAGUCCUCCCAUUUGUUAAACUUUCUUUUCCUUUGCCUCGUGCUUAUCUGCUACUGAAAUUAAAUAAUAUUCUAUUCAUGUCACUUAUAAAACAUGACCAGUUCUUUACUCAUUCUAGAUCUUCCUCAUCUUUCAUCCAACUCUUCCCAAAAGCCAUGCAUUACACUGAUUUGCUAGUUAGAGAAAGCUGAUUGUGACCUAUUCCAGUGCCAGGUUAAUACUGCUUCAGGCAUUAGCCAAAGAGGAGUCGUUCAAAAGCGACCAGAGGUGCCUUCUCUUCUGGGGGCUGAACGGGUUGUCUCCAGCACUUCCAGACCCUGCUGGCCUGCGGAGUUCCUGACCUGAACUGUUCCUUACAUGGUAGCACAAGACUGCAAAGCUGGCUUUUUUUUUUUUUUUGGAUAGCAAUACAUCGACUGGUUCAUUUGUAAGCUUAGGAAGUAUCCAGCACAUGUUGCACUUUCAACACUAGGACAGAACUUUGCUGUUGAGUCCCUUGCGUUGUCAGAUAAAAGGUGAGAAUGGCAGAAACUGAAAUAAGUCGAGGGGAAAGGAGCAAAUAAAAUAGUAUGAUGCCCUUCUCCUUCAACCCUGAAACAUUCCUUUCAUCAGAGAUGCUGAAAUUCCUAGUAGCUAGCCUUUCCAGUAGUCUGAUUUGAGAUUGAACUAGUGACUACUGGUUAUCUCGCAUCUUCCAGAGAGACUUUGACCCAUGGUUAAUGAAUCUUCAGUGGUUUUUGCUAGAUUAACUUAUAGCUUUCAGGUUUCUUUUACAUGUGAUUUAUUUUUCUUAGACCAGACAACAAUUUCUUUUCUAUUUAGAGCUCAUUUUAAUUUUAUAUAAAUAUAUAUACGUGAAUUAAAAUAAUAUAUAUUGUGUAUUUAGUAUAAAAAUGUUGGGUUGAGCUCAGCAAUAAAUGUUUUUGCACAACACUUCUGUGAAAGACAGAUUGAAUUAAAAUAGGAUGCAUUAGUUUGUUAAUUUCACUCCACAGCAUCUGCCAAUUAAAUGCUUUUUAGCUAGUGCUAAUGUUUUGUAUGUGGUGUGUUGUUUAGAUAAGCUUGCAUCUCCAUCAAGGUUAUUUAGAGUUGAAAUAUACAGCUACGUAGACUCUGGCAUUUUUAAUACUGUGCAGAUUCAGACAAAAUACCAUAAACUAUUUAGAAUGCAAGCUUUAUCUGAUUUUUUUUUUCCUUCUUUUCUCCAGGAAGGGUUGAAGGAAGACAACUCCUGUUUUUUGAGGCCUAACAGUUCUGGCAGGAUGCUAAUUCUCUGAACUGUGUCAAACCUAAUACUUUUUAACAAUGCGUGUAGCUAAGGGGAGUUGCAGCAGUGAGCCAUCAGGCAGCAAUAUAUUUAAAAGACCCUGUCCUAAGAGAGUUCUACCUCUUCUGUGUUUUCCUCAUCGAGGCAUCUCAUUCAAAUUGCCAUCUUUUGUCUUCAUACUUAACGAAAUUUUAGAUUGGGAGACUUGGAGCCCUUUAUAACUACAGCACAAAUUUCCUUUCAAAAUUCCUCUCUUCUUGGAAGUAUACUUAAUCUUCAGUUGAGGAGUAUCCUCUCUAAAUCUUAAGGAGGGUAGGAGUAGUCCUUUCUGUGUGGCCUAUUGAGCUUCUCAGUCUUGGGGAACCAAGUAAACUAAUACUUAACUGUGGAAAUCGGUAGUAGGAUGUUGAGAAUAAAGAUGACCAUACAUUGUUUGUGAAGCCAGUUCAGACAGCCCCCAGAGGGUAACUGUUUUCAGUCACUACGCUCCUGAGCGUCUUUGAAAUCAGCAAUGUGGCAAGGAAGGGGUCAGCAUUCCCUGUUCUCUAUUCCCCCUGGUUAAACCUAGCAAGGCCAAAUCAAAGGAAAUAAUAGGGUGGCUCCCAGAGACCUUUGCAGGUAGCAUAAACAGGAUGGGGAAGUGAAAGAUUCCUGCAACAUCCAAAUGCAAAAUUAGGUUAAUGUUUUACUAUUUUCUGCACAGCAGCUCUUCUAAAGACAUUUGUCCCCUGAGUUUUUACUACUUUUUAAGGGCCUUUGUUAAUAAAUAAACUGUAGUUGUACAUAUAAAUAACCCUCAGUAUUCACAAGCAAUAAGAAAGCCAAGUAGAGCUGUCUGUUCCAGGCAGCAGGGCUGAACUUGGUUUGGGGACUGUAUAUGAGCUAACAUGUCAAGCUCACUGAAAGCCCCAAACAAAUGCAAGCAAUAAUUUCAAACACAGGUUUUAGAUAUUAAAACCGUCUGGGUAAUAUUUUUCUGCUACAUGAUCCAAAGUCCCAAAAGUUGUGGUAGCUAUUUUAAAUCCUUUCAAGACACUUGCAAAGAAAGAAGGCAGGCUAGAUGAAAAACGGGCUGCAAAGUUUCCCGAUACCUUGGAUUAUAACUGCAGUGUUCUCCCACUCCAAGACGUAAAUGGCCUAAAUCACUUUGUCCAGCCUUCUCUGUUGAUUUGAGAUACCUGACUAAUACUGGUCAACUGAGUCACAAGUGUGGAUGCUGUGGGUUUCACAUCUGUUUUCUGCUAAUCAGAAGUAACUUUUAAUUACCGGGGUUCUGCUUCUUGUUCGAAUCCGAUCAAAGUUGUCUGAUGCACAGAUUUGGGGGUGGGACAGGUGCCAAGAGCCUGUUCCUCCCAGUCCCAUCACCUGACCCUUCCUCCACACUCCUUCUCCACUUGGUGCAAGACCCUUGAGGACAUGAAAACAGAGAAAUCCUGCAACUCUCCCAGGCUGCCAUCAGCUGUGUGAACCAUUAACCCUCUGGGAGUCAUCUUGGACUCCAACUAACUUUAUCACAUUUGCUGCUACAUUCGUAAAAUGAACUUUUGGCUGUAUUUAUUAGCAAAUUUUAAUCUAGUUUACAGUUUGUUUGGUUUUCUUUUGAGUAGUUUUUGCCCACAGGUAGAAGUGUUGGGGUGUUUGGGUUGGUUGCUUUGGUUUUUUCGUGGGGUUUUUUUUUUUUUUGGAAUGAAUUGGUGAAGGCAUAGUGGUCCCUCUUCUGCUUUUGUUUUGGAUUUUUUUUUGAAGAUGGCAUUGCAGGGAAAACAUGCAGACAAGCCAAGCUGUGUAACACUUCCUCCCACACCUAACUUUCAUCAUUUGCUGAACUGGGGGGGGAAUCAUUAAAGGGACACUUGCUUUGCGUUUGGGUUUUUUUUUUUUUUUUUCCUCCAUAAAAUGAACCAGAAAGUGAAAGCAGUAGGUAAAUGACUGAUUAAUUAACACUUUAUGCAAUUUUAAUUUUAUAGAAAUUAAAAAAAGGUUGGUAGA
Messenger RNA from Chroicocephalus ridibundus (black-headed gull), 8184 nucleotides. RefSeq names its product ubinuclein 2 (gene UBN2). Gene Ontology annotation, cellular component: nucleus. The record is from RefSeq and is a predicted model, not a curated record. Gene Ontology annotation, biological process: chromatin organization. NCBI's taxonomy places the organism in Eukaryota, Metazoa, Chordata, Aves, Charadriiformes, Laridae. The transcript has 17 exons. The coding region runs from base 123 to 4106 and encodes 1327 amino acids.